This is a messenger RNA of Dipodomys ordii (Ord's kangaroo rat), 930 nucleotides long. Its product is annotated as olfactory receptor 18-like. The record is from RefSeq and is a predicted model, not a curated record. Lineage: Eukaryota; Metazoa; Chordata; Mammalia; Rodentia; Heteromyidae. Gene Ontology annotation, cellular component: membrane. Gene Ontology annotation, molecular function: G protein-coupled receptor activity; olfactory receptor activity. Gene Ontology annotation, biological process: G protein-coupled receptor signaling pathway. The coding region runs from base 1 to 930 and encodes 309 amino acids. The transcript has 2 exons.
AUGGAGCUCAGGAACAGCACUCAGGUCCAAAAGUUCCGUCUCCAGGGCCUCUCAGAUGACUCUGAACCACAACCCAUCCUCUUCGGGCUGUUCCUGUCCAUGUACCUGAUCACCAUGUUUGGAAAUCUGCUUAUCAUCCUUGCUGUCAGCUCUGACCCCCACCUCCACACCCCCAUGUACUUCUUUCUCUCCAUCCUCUCCUUGUCUGACAUUGGCUUCACCUCCACCACUGUCCCCAACAUGCUGUUGGACAUUCAGACUCACAGCACAGCCAUCUCCUAUGCAGGUUGCCUGACACAGAUGUCUGUUUUUCUCAUUUUUGGUUGUAUGGAAGACAUGCUUCUGACUGUGAUGGCCUAUGACCGGUUUGUGGCCAUCUGUCACCCCCUGCACUACACAAUCAUCAUGAACCCUAGGCUCUGUGUCUGCUUUGCAGCACUGUCUUGUUUAGUUAGCAUUUUUGACUCCCUACUGCAUAAUUUGAUUGCCUUAAGAUGUACCUUCACCCAGAAUAUGGUGAUUUCUAAUUUCUUUUGUGACCCUUCUCAAGUCCUCAAUCUUGCCUGUUCCCACACGUUGACCUAUAAUGUAAUCAUGUAUAUUAUUGCUGUCAUCUUUGGCUUUCUCCCUAUCUCAGGCAUCCUUUUUUCUUACUAUAAAAUUGUUUCUUCCAUUCUGAAGCUCCCAUCUCCAGAUGGGAAGUACAAAGCUUUUUCUACCUGCGGGUCCCACCUGUCCAUUGUGUGCUUAUUUUAUGGAACAGGCUUUGGAGUAUACCUCAGUUCAGCUGUUUCUCAUUCUCCCAGGUAUGGGUCAGUGGCUUCAGUGAUGUACACGGUAGUUACCCCCAUGCUGAACCCCUUCAUCUACAGCCUAAGGAACAGGGAUAUUAAAAAUUCCCUGAGGAAACUCUAUGGAAGAAUCCUGUAA